CGCCGGACCGUCCGUCGUGGUCGUCGACAACCGGUGUGUGUGUGUGUGUGUACCGAUUAUCAUCUUCGCAGUACGUAAGAGAGUAAAUAAAAAAAUAUAUUAAAAAAAAAAAACGACCUAAGCCGCGUUCAAGAAGUAUAGUCGUACGAAAAUAGUAUAGUGGACGUCCAUAAUUUGGAGUGACCAAAAUAUAUAUUUUGAAAAAUUUACUCGAACGAUAUUUUUUUUUUAAUUUUUAUUUUUAUACAUAAAUCUGUACGAAAGCCACUUAACACGGUGUGUGUGUGUUUAAUUAGUGGCGCUCCGGUGCUGCGAAAGGGAAAGGACGGACACGAGAAGAGCGCGCGCGUUUUGUGCCGUCGCCGCCGCCGCACACCGUCUUCGUCCGUACGUUUGUUCGCGUGUGUUUGCCCCCGUGUGCUUGCGAUAUCGUGUCGUCAGCAUGAUGUCACUGUACAGGACCAUAAGGGGCACGAGCGGCACCCAGAAACGAGUCAGAGACAGAAGCUGUCCGUCAUUAUCAGUGGCCAACGACAUGAUAUCUAGGCGGCGCAUACUGUCCAGAUCCCGGGACGACCUGAACUUGGAAUCGGCAGUCGGAUUUGCCGUACAGGCGGAGGAAGAAGAAGACGUUUGGUACAACAAGGACAAGCUGUACAAGGAUCACAUCCAAGAAGUGUUGGACAAAUGGACUCAGAUCGACGACGAGAUAUGGGCCAAAGUCAUAGUGUUGGAAAGGAACCGACGCGUGGCCAAAGCCUAUGCUCGAGCACCGAUUCUCACAGUGAACGGGUCCGACGAGGGAUUCGACGGCUACAGGAUCGGCGUGAACGGAUUUGACAACCCCAUGCGAGACCCCAAGACCGAAGAAGUCAAAAAACAAGUGGGCCUUGGCGUUAAAGUGAAAAUGGACGACCAAGGCAACAUACUAGUGAAAAGGCUGUCCGGGAAGAACGUUUACGUCAAGAGCGUAUCGAACGCCGGAGAGGAGACCAGCAUCGGAGCGGACGUGCUCAAGUUACCCAACUACUGUCUGGAAAACGACAAACCGGUUAAGUUGUUCGACAUGAAAAAGUUCCAACAGAACGUGUCGAGAGAACUGCGCAGGGCGUAUCCGGACCGGAGGCGUUUGGAAUGCCAGUGUUUGAGUGCCAUCAGUUUCGUGAAAAACGAACCGGACAUGUUGGACAGCCCCAUCUGGGUGUUGAUCAUAAACGUCGUAGCCAUGGACAUGCUCAAGUCGAAAUUGCCACCAAUUUACGCAGUGAAUUCACGCACGGUGGAUAUCAAGAACCGGCCGAGAAUCCCGAUACCGGACGAGGACCCGUACAGCAUAGCGGGCGCCAACAUGGUGGCGGCGACCAGGGAACAGCUGAUGAUGCAGACGGCGGGCCGUCGGGGCGACAAACCGCCGAAGUUGCCUCCCAGAGAUCCGUCCAACCCGUACCCUCAUGACAUUCCCAAGCCCGACUACGACGACAUCGAAGAGGAAGAAAACCGAUUGACCGGCGGUAUGAAACAGUUCACAUCGUCGAGAGGAAAAGACAAAGUCAAGGACAAUAAGAAAUACGACGACCCCUAUUACUGCGGUCUCAGGGCGAGAGUGCCGAAUUUCGUCAAGACGUCCAACGGCAAGGCCAUGGACUCCAAAGACGUCCUGAUCAGCCACAAGCUCAGCACAGCCGUGCCUCCGUCCCGCUACCACCAGAACACCAUGGCCCUGUCCAACGGUCACCUAGCCGGCAACGUGCAUUACCAUCACCACACCCAACCGGCCAUGUGGCAUACCCGCAGCUUCGACAGUGGAAUGGACGCCGAAGUAUUCGAUUCGCCUUACAAUCACAUAUACGGUCGUCUGCCCAUACCCACCAGAGGUUACAUACCGGCAGGUCACAGGACUCCAAUGUACGUUGGCGAAUGGGACUAAUGCAAACAGCGAUCGAGCACGCGAUGACAAUACGGUUGUAAACGAUAAUAAAAUAUAGAUUGUAAUUUAUAUAAUAUUAUCAAAUAUAUGUUGUAACAAUGUAAACGAAUACAUUGCAUUUUAUAAUUAUAUAUUAUUAUUAUUGUUCUAGAGUAUAUAAAAUUGAUUUUGUUGUUCUUGACUGAUGGACACGUAUAAUGAUAUAUAAUAUAUUAGUAUAUUAUUUAUACCUAAAAUGCUUUUGUGAACUCGCGUGUAUGUACAUAUAAACGAUGAAAUCGAGUCUUUUUUUCUUUUAACUUAGUUAGGCCAAUAUAGAUGAUGAUGAUAAUAAUAUUAGUUAAUAAUGUUUUAUAAAUAUUGUAAUUUUGUGUAUGUAAAACCGAUCGAUAAUAACACAAGAUGUAAGUUUAAAAUUAUAGUAAUUUAUAUUUCGUUGUUUUAUAUUUGAUUUAUUUUUUUUUAGCAAAAGAUUGGUCAUUUAAUGAUUAUUAUUGGACUUUUUUUUAUUUUUUAGCAUAAUUUAAGCGCUAAAAGAAGAAAAAAACGCAUUAUAAUAAUAUUAAUAAUAUUAUAUAUUGUAUUAUAAUAUAACGUUUAUAUAUAAAUAUAUGUCUAGUAAUACAACUAUAGAGACACA
Molecule: messenger RNA, 2567 nt
Organism: Adelges cooleyi (spruce gall adelgid)
Lineage: Eukaryota; Metazoa; Arthropoda; Insecta; Hemiptera; Adelgidae
Exons: 10
Coding region: 443-1927 (494 amino acids)
Biological process (GO): regulation of DNA-templated transcription
Molecular function (GO): protein binding
Source: RefSeq, a predicted model, not a curated record